UCCUCCUCGGCUGGCUGCUCCUCCUCACUCUCGCUCCCUCUUCUCACCUCACACCUCACCCUUUUUGGAUUCUUCUUCCCAGUCAUCGCCUGUCUGCCCUCAUUGGCCCAAGCCCACCUCCCCCUCUGUGGAAUCCUAAAUUCCUGCCUCCCCUCUGCUUCUUCCACCUGCCUCCCCAACUAGGGAAAGGAGCAAGCAAAACAACUAGCAGCACACCCAGCCUAGCCAGAGCAGCAGCUCAGCUGCGCGCCCACACCCGGCCGCCUCCCGCUUCCACUCAUCCACUGGCGGGGCCUCUCUGCGAUUCCUCGUGUAUGCGCGCGCCUCCCUCCUCCUCCUCCUCCUCGCAGACCUCGCUGCAAGAUUCUCCUGUUCUUGCCAUGCGCCGUCGUCAGGGAUUCCUGUGCCCGUGUGACGAUCGCGCGCGGGAGUAGGUAAGCUGGUGAAUGGGAGCCAAGGCAAUGUCGUCCCACGGCAGCGGGGCCGCCGGCGGUGGCGGCGGUGGGGCGGCCCUGUCGCGGCAGGGCUCGGUGUGCAGCCUCACGUUCGGCGAGGCGGACGGCCAGCUGCACGGCGUCAACCUGGACGACCUCCUCCGCGCGGGGCGGAAGACGGUGGACGAGGUGUGGCGGGACAUUCAGGGCGCCGGGGGCGGCGCCUGCCCGCGGGCCCAGAUGACGCUCGAGGACUUCCUGUCAAGGGCCGGCACCAGCGCGCCCGCCGACGCGGCCGGCAACGGCGCCUGCGCGCGCAGUUGGGGAGCGCACCAGCUGUACCAGCCGGCCCCGGCGCCGCAGCUGGGCCGCCACCACCAACCGGCCGUCGGGCGCCCCGUGCCGCGGCCGCUCGGCGUGGGCGCCGGGCCGGUGCUCGAGGCGCUGUACUACGAGGGCGGCGCGGCGGCGGCGGCCGGCGGGAAUCGGGCCGGCCCCGAACACGGCGUGGCGGAGAGGUCGAACGAGCGGCGCAAGAAGCGGAUGAUCAAGAACCGGGAGUCGGCGGCGAGGUCGCGCGCUCGGAAGCAGGCAUACACCAACGAGCUGGAGAACAAGAUCUCGCAGCUGGAGGAGGAGAACGAGCGGCUCCGGGGGCACAAGAUGACCUUGGCAGUGGUUGCAGUAGGGUCUGCUGUAUUGCGCAGCGAGUUGCGACGAGGCCAGGCACCGGAGCCGGUAGUGCAGUAUGUGCCGCAACAGGAGGUGAAGAAUCAGCUCCAGCUCCAGCUCCGGCGGACUAACUCGGCCAACUUCUGAUCAUGUUAAUAGUAGUAGUGGAACUGUCCUGGCAGUAGGGUUCGUUCAAGUUGUAACAGCCCUGUUGGGAAUAGUCAGCUAGUAUGUAAGAACUCUUCUAUGCAGUCCCCAACUUGCAGCAUGGAUUGGGUAUUGUUGCAAACCAUUGUACUCCUACCAUGCAGUUGUUGCGGUAAUAGUCUUCCAACUGAUCCUUUGACCUUUGCAACCCUAUGAUUGCAAGAGUGCAACAGAUAAGCAGUUGCGCUGUA
This is a messenger RNA of Setaria italica (foxtail millet), 1504 nucleotides long. Its product is annotated as ABSCISIC ACID-INSENSITIVE 5-like protein 2. The record is from RefSeq and is a predicted model, not a curated record. Gene Ontology annotation, biological process: positive regulation of DNA-templated transcription. Gene Ontology annotation, molecular function: DNA-binding transcription factor activity. Gene Ontology annotation, cellular component: nucleus. Bases 447 to 1253 code for a protein of 268 amino acids. NCBI's taxonomy places the organism in Eukaryota, Viridiplantae, Streptophyta, Magnoliopsida, Poales, Poaceae. The transcript is spliced from 5 exons.